UGGAUUUAUUUUUAAUUCUAAAAUAUUAGUUUUAUACCCUGAUAAAUUAACAAAAUUACAAAGAUUAUUACAUGGGUAUUAUCCGCCCAUCCAACGGCCCGUGUUUUCAAACCGGAUCGGAAGCUGAACCAUAUAUUUUUUGGGUCAUGGUUCAAUAUGGUUCAAGCGGGUCAAACAUGGUUCAAUAAGUUGGAUUGAUAUAUUUUUAGUCUAUAAAUUUAUAAGUGGUGUUAGUAAAUAUGAUACAUAAUUAAAAUAUAAAUUAAUUUAAAACAUAGAACAUUAUAAAUAUAAAUUAGUUUUAUGUUUAUAUGAAUGGUUUAUAGAUUUUUGAUAGUUUUAAUGGCUUUUAUCAGUUUAAUAACUUUGAGAUCCAAUCCGACUACGUGAACGGUAACCCGUUAUUAGACUCAAUUCCGGCUAUGUAGCCGGUUCAUGGUGGUCCAACCAUCGGGUCGGUCUGGUUUUAAAAACAUUGCCAACGACUCAUCAAAUCUAAAAUGAUAUGUUCUAACCCUAAAUUCUAAUGCGAUUUUAGAUGUCUAUCUCUUCCUUCUCACAAAGCAAUUUUCAUAAAAUUAUCGACCACGUCCUUCUCUCCUUCAAGCCGUUCGUGAAACUCGGAAAAACUAGAACUACAAACUACUAGGUAAUUAGUCUAUUAUUCUUGUCAAUUUUGUGUAUCUUAUCUGAAUAUCUAGUUAAUAUGUUCAUUGUUAUGGCUGCCAAAGAUGGCUAAAACAAGAUGGACAAAGAAAAUAGUCAAGAAUGCAACCAAGAUCUGAGAGCUCCUCUGGAUUAGAUGAAGAAGACGCAAACUCAGUUAAAGAAGAUGAGAGCGGAUCUCAAGAGAGCUCAAAAUCUCAGACUCGACUGUUAAGGAAGUCCAAAGAAAUGAAAAAGAAGGUAAUAAGGACAAGGAAGUACCAAUCGAAACGUGAGUGACAUGGUCGACUCAGUGGUAAGUAGUUCAGUUUGUAGUUUGACUCAUUGUUUGUUCCUAGACUCAAAUAAUUCGGUAGAACUAUGGAAAACUACUUCGUUUUAUUAGGAAAAAAGAUGCUUGGAAUUGACCGCAUUUAAGUAAUAGAACAUAAUUUUGUGAUGUGUUUGCUGAUUUCAGAUAUAACUAGGUAUAAUUUGUCUUAGAAAUGUACUGACGUCAACUGAAUGUUUGUUGCAGGAUUCCGAGGAUGAAACGACAUCACUACAAUCUGAAUAGGCCAACAACAAGGUCAAGAAAAAAAAAGUGUUGGCUUUAAUUGUGGUAAACUAUGUUGGUUUUGGUCCCAUAUUUACUUCAGUUUUUAUUUGAUUUCAUAUUAAUGGUAUUACUAGGUAAAAAUAUUUUAAUUGAACAUGAUAUCAGCUACAAAAGCCAAUCAGCAGCAAAAUCACAAGUUCUUGCUGACUUCAUUAUUGAAUAAGCUCCUGAAAUGGAACAGGACCUGAUCCUUCCUAGUGAGAAUUGGAUCUUGCAUGUCAUAGGUCUUCUUCAAAUAAAAGAUCCGGAGUUGGAGUUCAUCUUCAAUCUCCUACAUGAGAACUUAUCCGACAGUCAUUGUGUCUAGGGUUUGCAGCAUCCAACAACGAAGUAGAAUACAAGGCCCUUAUCGCUGGAAUUUGGUUAGCAAAGGCAUUAAGGCGAACCAUAUUGAUAUCACUCAAAUUACAAUAAGGAAUGGUUUUACUCUCUCAAAAGAGGUUUAGUUGUAUUACUUUGGGAUUGUAUCCACAAGGAGCUAGGGCACACAAUAGAUCUGAAGCAGUUGUAAUUAAGCUAGACAAAUAGUUUAAAAGCAGUAAACAAUGAAAGCAUGGUGAACAAGUAAUUGUUCAGUUGAUUGAUUGAGGUUGUUAAUAAUAAAGAGAAAACAUUAGAUUUAGGGUUUCAAGUAAUCAAGAUUAUGAUAUAAAAUACUUAGGUAUCCUAGAACUCGAAUUAUUAUGUGAAAGUAUUCCACCUUCCGCUGUGAAUCAAUCCUAUUAAUUAAUUCUAAUAUCUCAGUUGCCGCUUGUUGAUAGCGUCGAUCAAUGCUAUUGAGUAUUGAGCUAGCGUCGAUCGAUUCUUCCUUAGGCAAGCGUUAGCGAAUUGAUCGAUAGGUUCACUAAUCUUAACUAAAUCAGCUUUCGCAUGUUUCUAGCCAUCUCAAGGAAUAUAUUCUGGUGCAGAACCUACCGUUGUAGUUAUCCACAAUCCUAAUAUCAUGGUUCUGGUUAGCUACUUUAGAACACAAGUAUUACAAGCAAUUCUUUGAAGGAUAUUUAUCACCUUAGCAAGUUUAUAGUUUUGGUUAAUCCUUCAUAACCCUAAUUAAACCCUAAAUCGAACAAGUGAAUUACUUAGACAUAAUCAAACAAGACAUGAUAUAAAUCUGAAUAAACUGCAUAGAUAAGAAUUAGGUAGAAAAACUGGAGUUCCAAUACAAAGCUCUGAAAGAGUCUUGGAUCUUCUCUCCAAACUAGUAAAAACCCUAAACUUUGUGGUUUGAAAAUAUGAAAGUGUAGAAAAGCGUGUGUUGCCCAAUACAAUGGCACAACACAUUAAUAUUAGGUUAAAGUCGGUCAUGGGUAGUUCUGCAAAUAGUGGAAUCUUGGGCUUCAAGUCAGUCAUGACAUGCGGUCCGCUUCUUGCGCCUCACUGUCUAUCAACGACAACAUGAAUUUGCCGACCGACGUUUGACUCUGAAUGUCGACUCGAGCUGGUCUCAUGAGCGGCUACGAGUUUCUCCUAUCUUUAUCUACAAAAUGCUCCAAAAUCACCACUUUAUUCCAAAACAUGCCUAAACCUGUAAAUACUCAAAAAAAAAAAACUCCAAAACAUAAUAUAAAAAUCCUAAAACACUCAUAUACCAUGGCUAAAAAUUGGCAAAAUCCAUGGUAUAUCACAUAUCCAUGCCUACUGUUACUCGCAAUUCGUCGCUAACCAGUACAUUGGAGAUUAGAUGUUAAAAAUGAAUGUAUGGACGCAUACCUCAAGUCGUCCAAAAGUAUUUGAGUUCUUCAAACUCACAAAGGUCCUCAAAGAGAAAUGUACGUACAGAUGCUCUCUGCGUUUGGGAAUAAUUCCAAGGAUCAGAUAAAGAGGACCAUUUUGGUCCAAAAGAUCGAUAGGCCGACCAUGAUAUUAGCUUCUGAGAAAGCCAAAAUUGUCACUCCCAUCUUGGAGAUAACUGGCAUGGAGGUGGAUAAAAAUCCUCCUAACAAAGAAUUCAAAGUAACUGCCGCAGAUUGGAGGCUUCCAAUCAAUACAAUAUAUCAUUGACAUCACAUUGCGUGACAACAAAUGGGAAGCUUACCUCGUCAUGGACGAUAAAAUCUAUCGCUGGACAGCCAAUAAAGUUCUACUAACGUGCAUUUAGAGAAAAGAAACCAGAUUGGUCAUGGCUGAGACUCACGAAGGAGCAGUAGGUAACCAUUCCGGUGGACGAGCUCUGACUCUUAAGAUUAAAGGAUUCUAUCAUUUUUUUCCAACAUGAUGGCAGAUUGCAAAGAAUACACCUCAAAUUACGAGAAGUGUCAGAUGCAUGCUACAAACUUCACUGUCCAACCGGACUGUUAAGAACAACUAUUGCACCAUAUCAUUGCAUGUGCUGAGAAAUGGAUAUAGUAGGUCAUCUGCCGAGUUCGAGGAAACAACAGUUCCUACUUGUGAUGACUGAUUACGUCACAAAGUGGAUAGAGGCAAAAUCAUUCAUUAAGGUUACAUACAAAGAAGUGCAUAUCUUCAUCUAGAAGUACAUCAUUUUCCGACAUGGACUUCCAUAUGAGAUAGUAAUUGAUGGAUCCCAGUUCACCUAUAAAAAGUUCUGUGGAUUAUGAGAAAGAUGGAGGAUUCGCUUGAGCACAUCUAUAUAAAAAAAAACCCCCAAGGAAAUGGAUAAGCUGAAGCAACCAACAAAAUUAUCAUCAACGGAAUCAAGAAAUGCCUUAAGCUUAAGAAAGCUCACUGUGCAGACGAGCUGGAUGGUGUCCUCUGGUCACAUAGAACAACGCCGAGAGGAUUAACUAAUAGGAUCAACUAGUAAUGGAAGAAAUGGCUCCUGCCUGAAGUCAAUGUUUCCACCCUCAGAUGAUCUAAGCUUUCUCAACACGUCGAACUGAAUAAAGAAAUGGUGCUCGACGCCUUAGACGAAAUAGAAAAACGACGAGAUCAAACACUUCUCCGGAUCCAGAACCAUCAACAUCUUGCUGAAAACUAAUACAACAAGAAAUUCCAAGCAAGACCUUUGGAAAUCGGUGAUCUUGUUCUGAAAAAAGUGUUUGAAAAUACUAAAGAGUGGAUGUAUGGCAAGCUUGGGACUAACUGGGAAGGUCUAUAAGAUCGUCAAAGUAAUAAACCCGGCGCCUAUCAACUUGCAGCAUCAUCUGGAAAGCCGGUGCCAAGGUUAUGGAAUUCCAUGAACCAUAAAUGCUAAUUCAAGUAAGAGCACUUCACGUGCUAAAAAAGGAAACUAUGGAUGACUUGAUCCUCUUUGGGAGUAUGUAGGCUGCUCUCACGAGUUAUAUUUCUGCCCGUCGUAGUUUUCAAUUACGAAAAGCUAUACCAAUAAUAUAAUAACUAGGUAGAGACUUGCGUUUUGCGCAUGGUGAGAUUAUAAUAACAAUAGUAUAAUGUAAUUUACAUUUUUGUGGAUAGUUUGUAGAAAUUUGGAUUAUUGAGCUUCAACAAUUUUAGUUUCUAACUAUACUAAUUUUUUAAAAAAAUCAAUUUAAAUAUACCAUUCCAUAAAUAAAAAUUUAAAUUAAUUUACAUCAAUAUUACAUGUUUUAUAGUCUAUCUGAUUUUUAAGAUAAAAAUUAAAACAGUAUACUGGUAACUCCUUUUAAUUUAUAAAGCUUGUAACAAAUCCAUGAUUAACAAAACUGUAUCUUCACGAAGGAUUUAACCUUUGUAAGAAAAGAGAGGCAAGGAAUCCUGCAAGUCUUCAAGAAAGAAUAACUCCUUUUUAGACAAAGACUCAGAAUGCAACUUGGCAUCCAAAUACAGUGCAAAACGCUCACUUUUGGUAAUAUAUAUAUAUAUCAAAUAAGCUUCACAAAUUGGUGAAGAAAAAAAAAACAGUGGAAGAGGGGAGAUCAGAUUUCAAUAUAAACGAGGCAAUGAGUAUGAUUAGUGAUUCAAUGGUUCCGGUUCACCCGAGUUUAGAGAAAUUGAAUUCUCCCGUUCUCUCUAAGGUUUGUGCAUGGGGGGUAAUGUUAGGGCUAUUUGUCGUUUCAAUAAUCGCCAUGGCUUAUGCUUGCUAUUACACGCGAAACGCUUCAAAUCCAAGCACUGGAGGGCAAGAUAAACCAAUAAAGAAGGAAGUAUUGAAGCCACUAGACAUGGAACCAAAGAUAGUUGUCAUAAUGGCCGGUAACGAAAAUCCUACCUUCUUUGCCAAGCCAAGCAAGAUCAAUGCAUGACCAGUACAAGAUCGCUAGAUUAUUGUUUUGGUUUUCUUUCUUCUUUAUGCUCCUUACUUGUUUAUAUUUGAAUUUUAAACUUGUUACAAUAAAAUGAUUUUUUUUAUUUCCUUAUAUAAUUAGGGGGUGAUUGGUAAGUGCUGUGAGUGCUUUCCACAGCUAAUUUUUUUCUACAUCCACUUUAGUUUACGAAUCAUGCUUUAA
Messenger RNA from Brassica rapa (field mustard), 5610 nucleotides. Its product is annotated as protein GLUTAMINE DUMPER 7. Gene Ontology annotation, biological process: regulation of amino acid export. Lineage: Eukaryota; Viridiplantae; Streptophyta; Magnoliopsida; Brassicales; Brassicaceae. The record is from RefSeq and is a predicted model, not a curated record.